This is a messenger RNA of Choloepus didactylus (southern two-toed sloth), 788 nucleotides long. RefSeq lists its product as uncharacterized. The record is from RefSeq and is a predicted model, not a curated record. Bases 1 to 735 code for a protein of 244 amino acids. The transcript is spliced from 6 exons. NCBI's taxonomy places the organism in Eukaryota, Metazoa, Chordata, Mammalia, Pilosa, Megalonychidae.
AUGCCCUACUUCAUUGAAAACUGUACUUUUGGGCCACCGAAAAGUCAAGUGACUACUUUAGGAUGUGGAGUACCUAAAGGUGAAAAAGACCUUGCCCAGCUCUAUAAGGAUUUACAUAGCAGGAGUGAAGAACUGACGUCUGCCCAUAACUAUAAUACCAAGUGUUAUCAUUGGUGCGAAGCUCCCGGCAGUGAAAAGGCUCCGCAGCGCUCCCCAGGGGAAGCCCGCAGCAACGAGGCCUCCUCAGGCCCUGGCGCUCCGACGCCCGCCACACACCCGCUGCAACCGCUGAUUGGCUGCUGGUCCCGGCGUGUGGGCGGGCACUGGUCAGGCGCAUGCGUGCGCACGCGGGCGUCCCUGGCGCUACCUGGUGCCGCAGAUGUGAGGCUGGACGGCGAAGAGGCGCAUCUGUGGAGAACCUGCUCCGGCCCUGCAAUGUCCUUCUCCCGGCUCAGCGUCCCCUCCAGCCUCCGGUCUCCAGACCCUCCUCAGCAUUCUGAGUUUUCCGACGUCAUGAGACUCGGGAGAAGAGAUUUGGUGAGAGCAUCUUGGAAACUACACUCUGACUUGGGUGGAAACAGGCCACUGAGACCACAGGAGACCCAUGAAACAAAGGUUUGGAAGAUUCAAGGCAGGUCUGAGCUGGACCAGAGUGGGCAAAAGAUGUCUUCAGGUAAUUUGGAGUUUUUGGAUUUCCAGAUGUAUGUCCUAAAAGUAUUACUCCAUCAGAACUGAUGGCCCCUCCUUCCAUGGGAUUUUGCCUGGCAAGGAGGAACACUGGCCCCCAG